CUAAACCCAUGACCCAUCCAUUCUCAUAGAGUGAUAGUGAUGGCUGCUUCAAGCUGUCUCUUGAGGGUGGAAGAGAUAGGAGGCAAAGGAAGAGGUGUUGUUGCAGCACAGCCCCUCAAAGCAGGCCAAACACUCCUCACUGAGUCCCCUCUCAUUGUCUAUUCAGCUUCUCCUCUCUUCUCUUCUCCACCCUUCAAACACUGUCACCACUGCUUCACAAUCAUACCCUCUCACACCAUUAAUCCCCCAUCAUGCCCCUCUUGCUCCCACCACCUUUUCUGCUCCCAAACAUGCCUCAACUCAUCCUCACACUCCCCAUGGGCCUGCAAGGCCCUCACAUCUCUCACCAACUCAACACCCCUCCAACAACAGCCCCAAGAACGCCAAGUCCAGGCCCGUUUCGUUGUAGCGGCCCACGACCUUCUCCUCCACACCCCCUCUCACAUCAACAUGUUGCUCUCUCUCCAAGGCACGCCCGAUGCAGCAAUCAUCGACGCUGCCAACUUUCUCCACUCUCUCAUCUCACCCCUCUUCCCACCCCACUCCCAACUUUCCGCGGAUCUCGUCGCACAACUCAUGGCAAAGGACAGGCUCAACUCCUUUUGCUUAAUGCACCCCUAUUCCCCCCAUGGGCCUCAGAGAUCCAUCAAGGCCUACACCGUUUACGCCAAAGCCUCUCUCUUUAACCAUAGCUGUCUUCCUAAUGCAUGCAGGUUUGACUACGUGGACACGAGCGAGGAACACAACACUGACAUCGUUGUUCGGUUGGUCGAGGAUGUUCCUGAGGGCAAAGAGGUUUGCAUCAGCUAUAUCAGAGUUGGGAGGGACUACUGUACCAGGAAAAGGAUCUUGAUGGAGGAUUAUGGAUUUACCUGUGAAUGUGAUAGGUGUAAGAUUGAAGCCAGUUGGGGUAGCCAAGGGGAGAAAGAGAACAAUGAUUUACCACACGUGCGCUUCCUUCGUAAGCAUGUUUGUGAGAAGGAGAAUUGUGCUGGCACUAUGGCUCCACUGCCUCCACCAUCUCAUGUUUUGGAGUGUAACUUCUGUGGUAAUUUCAAGACUCACUGUGAUACACCUUAGUUUUUUAUUUUGUUUUUUAUUGAGCUGGAUCACGUAGUGUCAGCUGCCAGCUGAAAAUAAUAUUAAUCUGUUAUAAUGCUUAGUUUUUUACACAAAUGAAUGGACUUAUUACAGAUCAGUUAUUGUCUUUUAAUAUUUGGAAAACUGAAGAGUCUUCACAUUUUGGUAGAAAUAUGUUGUGGUUAGUGGACUAGUAGUGGUUUGGUUUCUCGUGUUUGAGUCCUGUCUACAGAAAGGGACAUGUUGUAGUUCUUUAUUUUAUUUUGAUUAUGAGAGAAUCCUUGCAUGUGAUGAUUUCUUGUUU
Messenger RNA from Cajanus cajan (pigeon pea), 1384 nucleotides. Its product is annotated as histone-lysine N-methyltransferase ASHR2. NCBI's taxonomy places the organism in Eukaryota, Viridiplantae, Streptophyta, Magnoliopsida, Fabales, Fabaceae. Gene Ontology annotation, molecular function: protein binding. The record is from RefSeq and is a predicted model, not a curated record.